AUGCUACUGAUGGUGGAACAGGGCAUUCGUGGUGGGCUGGUGCAGGCCGUCAAGCACUAUGUCAAGGCCAACAAUCCAAAGACACCUGGCUACGAUCCGACAAAACCAAACUCAUGGAUCGUGUAUCAAGAUUGCAAUAACCUUUACGGGUGGGCUAUGAGUCAGCCCAUGCCGUACGGUGGCUUCCGGUGGUAUGAAGGAUCAGAUCCUCUGGCCGAUCUCCAAUUGCUUUCGGACACUGGUAAUACGGGGCGUAUAUAUGAAGUAGAUGUAUUGUAUCCAGAAGGGCUGCAUAUCGAGCACAACGACUUGCCGUUCUUGCCUGUCAACGAUGUACCACCGGGUUCCAAAGAGACUAAACUCAUGGCCACUUUGAAACCCAAACAGCGGUACGUCGUACAUUACGUUAAUCUUAAACAGGCGAUCGCACACGGACUGCAAGUCGAUAAAGUGCACCGCGUUUUAGAGUUUCAACAAAGUGCUUGGUUGAAACCAUACAUUGAGUUGAACACUGAAAUGCGGAAAAAGGCGGAUAAUGCUUUUGAAAUAGCAUUUUUCAAACUAAUGAAUAAUGCCGUCUUUGAUAAGUGCAUGCUCAAUGCUAAAGUGGGUUAUUCGAUAAUUUUUACAUUUUAUAGGGAAAACAAUGGAGAACAUGCGGAAACGCAUCCGUAUUGAGCUAAUCUCCAGUCCCGAA
This is a messenger RNA of Daktulosphaira vitifoliae (grape phylloxera), 697 nucleotides long. RefSeq lists its product as uncharacterized. Bases 1 to 678 code for a protein of 225 amino acids. The record is from RefSeq and is a predicted model, not a curated record. Gene Ontology annotation, biological process: DNA replication. Gene Ontology annotation, molecular function: nucleotide binding; DNA binding; DNA-directed DNA polymerase activity. The transcript is spliced from 3 exons. Lineage: Eukaryota; Metazoa; Arthropoda; Insecta; Hemiptera; Phylloxeridae.